UCAUGUCGAUGGGAGAGGUCAGUUUGCCUGUGGCAUUGGGAUCAGGAGAUCUGAGGAAGGUGCGCAUGGUGAGAUUUGUGGUUGUGGGGGCUGAGUCAUCUUAUAACAUCAUCAUGGGGCGGACGAGUUUGAAUGCGUUCCAGGCGGUCGUAUCCACGUACCACAUGAUGAUCAAAUAUCCGGUGGGCGAAAACGUAGGGGAGAUUGCCGGGGAUCAGCUCACUUCGAGGAGUUGCUACCAAACAACGGCCAGCAAUAACAAGCAGUUGGCGAAGAGGAAGGUCGAGUCGAAGGGGGAAGAGAUUGAUCGACCAGGGGGAUCGAGGUCGAAGGAAGAUAAGCGGAGAGUGGAAAAGGGGAAGGAGAAAAUGGAUAUCCAACCUGGGGAAGAAGUCGAGGAGAUUCAAAUGAUCGAAGGGUGUGAAGGGAGAAAGUUCAGGAUUGGAAAGGAUCUAGAAGAGCCUAUUCGGUCGAGGUUGAUCCAGUUGGUGAGGGAGUUCGUUGACAUUUUUGCCUACACAGCUGAAGAGUUAACGAGAAUAAGCGCGGAGGUGAUCGAGCAUCGGCUGAACAUCGACCUCAGCGUGAGGCCGGUGAAGCAGAAAAGAAGGCACCAUGGUGCGGAGAUGGACAAGAUCAUCGAGCAGGAGGUCGAGAAACUGUUAGGGGCACAACAUAUCAAAGAAAUCCAAUUCCCCGAAUGGCUGUCAAACACGAUGAAGGUGUCAAAGGCAGAAGGGAAGUGGAGGAUGUGCAUUGAUUUCCGCGAUCUAGACAAAGCAUGCCCGAAAGACUUAUACCCGUUGCCCAGAAUUGAGCAAUUGGUCGAUUCAACGGCUGGAUGCGAACUGUUGAGCUUGAUGGAUGCCUCCCAAGGGUACCAUCAAAUUCCCUUGGCGAGAGAGGACAGGAAGCGGGUGAGUUUUUUAACAAGUAGAGGGACCUAUUGUUACGUGGUCAUGCCGUUCGGCCUGAAAAACGCGGGGGCCACGUAUCAAAGGAUGGUCGAUAAAAUCUUUAAAGAGCAGCUGGGGAGGAACAUGGAGGUGUACGUGGAUGACAUGUUGGUGAAAAGUAAUGAGGAGUUGGAUCAUGUACGAGAUUUGAAAGAAACGUUCCUAACAUUGCGAUGGUACGGGAUGAAGCUGAACCCCACCAAAUGCUCUUUUGGGGUAAGGUCAGGAAAGUUCUUGGGUUACUUGGUGACCAAGAGAGGUAUCGAAGUUAAUCCAGAGAAGGUUCGAGCUGUGGUGGAGAUGAAGCUGCCGACAAAUAUUAAGGAAGUGCAGGUCUUAGCUGGAAGAAUCGCGGGGCUGAGUCGUUUCAUAUCGAAGGUGGCGGAGAAGAGCGGCCCAUUAUUCAAAACGUUAAAAAAGAGUGCAAAAUUCCAGUGGGCUGAGGAGGCGCAGAAGGCAUUCGAUGAAUUGCGAGGAGUGCUGGCCAACCUUCCAUUGUUGGCCAAACCCAUGCAGGGCGAGGAGUUGGUGCUAUAUAUUUCUAUUGGAGAGAGGGCUGUGAGCUCGGUGUUGUUGCGAGAGGAAGGAAUAGCGCAAUCCCCUAUCUAUUAUGUGAGUAGGGUGAUGCAGGGGGCCGAGAUGAGGUAUUCCGAGAUCGAGAAGUAUGCUCUAGCCGUGUUUGUAACUGCUCGAAAGUUGAGACCCUAUUUCUUAAAUCAUAAGGUGAAGGUGCGAACGAAUAUGCCUCUAGGAGAAACACUUGGUCGGCCAUCGGUCUCUGGUCGAUUGGUGAAAUGGGCAGUCAAAUUAAGUGAAUAUUCUUUGAUGUACGAGCCAAAGAGAGCCAUAAAGGCACAGGUGUUGGCUGAUUUUAUCCAGGAGGGCACGAAAGUUGAGGAGGAGUCAGAGGGAUUAUGGCA
Striga hermonthica is the source of this 1876-nucleotide messenger RNA. Lineage: Eukaryota; Viridiplantae; Streptophyta; Magnoliopsida; Lamiales; Orobanchaceae. The record is from the annotation of a GenBank genome assembly.